Metarhizium acridum CQMa 102 is the source of this 609-nucleotide messenger RNA. The record is from RefSeq and is a predicted model, not a curated record. NCBI's taxonomy places the organism in Eukaryota, Fungi, Ascomycota, Sordariomycetes, Hypocreales, Clavicipitaceae.
AUGCCCAACGGCCAGCGGCUCUGGACCGACCUUCCUUACCUCGCCGACGACCUUUACGACUUUUGGGUCAAAGAAUCGGCGAAGCUUACCGACGCGGAGAGAGCAAGCUUCGCUGCCUUCACAAGCCAGCUUUGUGCUAUCGGCAUUGGCACGCCGCAGCUAUCUCGCUGUGCACUCAUGCUCUUCGCCAGAGCGCUAGAAACAGAGCUACCAUCUGAGACUCUAGCAGAUUUGCUCCCUGCGUGCCAAGAGUGGCUUAGGUACAGCAAGACAAAGUUCGUGAAAAUGUUUAGCGAGAACUAUUGUCCUCCACCGUCAGCCGCCGAUGAUGCCGCUUUUUAUGCCCCAGGGCCGCUCGUAACCGAUGCAAAUAUCACGCAGGGCUUCAGCGUCGCCAGGUGGUUGUUCUGGAGGAAGCGCGCAGGAGACAUUUACAAGGCCAGUCCUGGUGACGUCUCCAAGCUUGGCAGAAGCUGCUUUGAGGAAAUGAUUGAUGCUGGACAAUGCAUAUUCAAAGCUCUGGAAGAUGAAGUUGCUUCUGGGAGAUUCAGUGGGUGUGUAGGUGCUGAGGACAUCGAGAUUGAUCCAGACUGGGCAAAGGAAAACUAG